Messenger RNA from Nylanderia fulva, 1770 nucleotides. RefSeq names its product junctional adhesion molecule B-like. Gene Ontology annotation, cellular component: neuron projection membrane. NCBI's taxonomy places the organism in Eukaryota, Metazoa, Arthropoda, Insecta, Hymenoptera, Formicidae. The record is from RefSeq and is a predicted model, not a curated record. Gene Ontology annotation, biological process: synapse organization.
CUGAAACGUGCGGGUUCGGGGCCGGCCGUGGACUGUAAAACGGUGACGUAGGUGUACACAUUUUGCGCGCGCCAAUUAUCGACGAGGAUCGACGUUUCGUACAUGCGAUAACAGGAUCCGUCUGCGCGACGAAACGAACGUAACGAGCGGAUAAUGUCGCGAUUCCUAUUGGACGAAUGUUUUUUUACUCGCGCGGUGUCAUAGAUAAGAUUGAACAUAGCUGACAGUCCAGUUUGCAGUUGAAAACUAUGUAUCAAAAUCAGCCUCGUGAAUGAACGCGAGAUGGACGUUUGAAUCGAAAGCGUCAUGGCCCCGUUCCUAUUGAUCCUGCCGCUACUGGCAUCAUUGAUACACCCGAUCGACGGUGCAAUUGAACGAGGUGGAUCAAGGAAGGAAACCGACAUUGACCCCUACGUGAGACCCAAAUCCGUCAAGGAUGUUUUAGCACAAAGCAGCGGAAAUGCUCUACUGCCCUGCCGAUUCAACGGUUCCGGAAUAGUGACUUGGCUCAAACUCGGAAAAGACAAACAACUACUAACAGUGGGUCGAGUCACUUACUCUAUAGACAAUCGUUUUGUUGUCUUAAACGGUCCUGAUUGGAAUCUUUUAAUCAAGAACGUCAAACAGGAAGAUGCAGGCCUUUAUGAGUGUCAGAUACAAACGGUACCAGAGCAGCAACAAUUCGUACGGCUAAACAUCACAGAGGCGUAUUCUGUGAUACCAGGUGGUCCGGACCUCCAUGUAAAACAAGGCUCUAGUCUACGUUUGGAAUGCCAGCUUAUGGCAGCCGCGGAAUCGCCCAGCUACGUAUUCUGGUACCGCGAAACACGUAUGAUAAACUAUGAUAAUGAACCUGGGGUUAGAUUCGAGAUGAGGAGGAACGGCUCGGUACUCAUCGUGGAGAAGGUGAAACUUUCCCAUGGCGCUAAUUACACAUGUUCGCCGAAUAAUGCCAGACCAGCUCACAUCAUGUUACACGUCAUCGAAGAGGAAGAAAAACCGGCGGCGAUGCACGGGGAUGAUCAACGAAAUUUUACAGCGACUACGUGGAGCAACACCAUAUUGAUUCUUAUGGCUCUCUUCACUAUUCCAGAUGUAAGACGGUGCUUUCAAAGCUUCAUCUGUCAUGCCACGUGAUUAGCAUAAACCGCACUAUUUUCGCGAAAUACCGCAGUAUUCGCUAACCGCAUGCAAACAAGCUCGCGCGAAACAAGCUCGAACACCUCGAGGUUCUUUUCGGCAGCUCAAAAUGCCUCGUUACAUUAGCGUAUCAAAAAUUAUCCUGACAUACAUGUCUUGCUUCUCACGCGCUAAAGUUAUUUCAUUCUGACGAUGAAAUUCAAACGUCGCGCCGGGGAUGCGACAGGUUCCGCGCGAGAUCAAAGAAAAAUCUAUUUGCAAGUAAACUUAAAGCGAGAGAUUCAACUGCAGACAGGUUUUCCGAGAGUCCCCGUAUCCCCGGUGAUGAAAUUCAAGAAGGAAGACUACGAACUUUCACGUAACCAUGUAACUUUCGUUUAAAGAAACGUCUUAUCCAAGUGACACUACUUGAUAGAAACUCCGCUUGAACUCGUAACGAGUGAAUAAUAUCCGCGGAAUGAGAUUUGGUCGUCUUUCGACGUGGAUGAAUUUACUCGCGAGCCAAGUUGCGAGAACCAGAGUCCUCUCUAUAUGUUGUUGAAUAUUAUAUAAAUUCUUGAAAAUCAUUUUUUUUUUUUCAUGAAAACUUGUCGUUUAUAUUUAGAUCAAAGUGUGUGUAAAAAUUUAAUU